This is a messenger RNA of Helianthus annuus (common sunflower), 1235 nucleotides long. Its product is annotated as pathogenesis-related genes transcriptional activator PTI6. The transcript has a single exon. The record is from RefSeq and is a predicted model, not a curated record. NCBI's taxonomy places the organism in Eukaryota, Viridiplantae, Streptophyta, Magnoliopsida, Asterales, Asteraceae. Bases 209 to 958 code for a protein of 249 amino acids. Gene Ontology annotation, molecular function: DNA binding; DNA-binding transcription factor activity. Gene Ontology annotation, biological process: regulation of DNA-templated transcription.
UGCACAAUUCGUUCACACCUCUCAUUUCCUUUAUAUACAAUUCUUACCCCCCAAAUCACUCCACUCUUCAUUCUCCCUUAACCCCCCUCUCGGAUCUCACUCCGAUUUGGAGGGAAACACUCCCGCCAAAAAAAAAAAAAAACUCAUCAUCCGAGAAUUAACCAGACUUGGUUUCAAACUGCAAUCUUAUUAUAAAGAUCUUCUUUACAUGGAGGUCGAUCGUACGGACGGUAAAACAUCCGUACGAUCGGCUGUGAAAUAUUCAGAGCACGUGGUAACAAAGUCUGGACACCGUGAUCCGAACGAUCGGCUGACAAAGCAGCAGAUCGUACGGAUCACGGUGACAGAUCCUUACGCUACGGAUUCAUCCGACGACGAGGAUGAACGAGCGUGCAAGCGUGUGAAAAAACACGUUACGGUGAUCGAUUUCACCACUCCAUCGCGAAACUUUUCUCACAGAGCCAGUGGAUCAACGGUGAAGAAAUUCAGAGGCGUUCGCCGGCGUCCGUGGGGCCGGUGGGCGGCGGAGAUCCGUGAUCCUCACCGGAGAAAGCGAGUUUGGCUCGGAACGUUUGAUACGCCGGAGGAAGCUGCGACGGUUUACGACGACGCCGCCGUGAAAUUAAAAGGUGCUGCAGCGGUUACUAAUUUUCCACGUGUCGCCGUUACGAGAACUGUUACGGUUGACAGUCAAAGUCAAAGUCAAACGGCCACCAGCACUAGUAGUACUACUAGCGAAAGUGAAGGGCUGUUAACUAACGACGGUAUGUCGCCGACGUCUGUGCUCCGUGGUAACGGUGAAAUAACGGCGUUUGAGGGUUUAGGCUGUGCUGACGUGGAUAUUCUUGGGUUUGAUAUUGACUUGCCGUUCAGUUUACCGGAUUUUUUGGUGUCGGAGAAUUAUUGUGGUGAGGAGUUUGCCGAUUUUAAUAUUGAUGAUUUUCUCGUUGACUUUUGAGAAAAUUAUUAAUUAAUUAAAUUAUAAAUAUUUGUAUAUUUUGUUUUAAGUGUUAAUUUUAUAGGAAUAUUGGGGUAGUAUGGUAAAUUUGAGUUGUCUGCAGUGAUGUACGGAUGGGAGUAUAUUAUAAUGAGUUGAUAUUGUAUAUUGCAAUUUUGUGUAUGGUGUCGAUGAAUUGGAGACAUUUAUUGGUAAAGUAAAUGUAUUUGCGUUUUAUAAAUGUUUUGGUAUGCUAUAUUUGCGUUAUUUAAUGUAUUAUUGAGUAUAUUUUAUUUAA